CUCGCCCAGGUAUUAUUCCACGCCGAACGUUAGCACAUACCAAUAUAACUUUUAAUACUACUCAAUCCUUUACACAGAUACCUGACGUUCCGCGGCACAACCAUUCUUGUGUUAUAGCAAUAAUGUUCUUCAAGCUGCAUACGUAGUAUUCAUGUUCACGUCAUAGAUGUAUCAUCCAGAACUUGAAUUGGCCGUUGUGCCAGGCUAAGCUAGUAGAACCCUGGACAAACAUUUCUUACCACCCCUCGGUUCGCCAGCCAAAAUGGAUUCAAGGCCGGGAUCAGCAACCUCAUAUGCGACAAGCGGCGCAGCCGGGACGUCGCGGCCUUUCUCCGCGAGCAGCGCCAGCUCCAACCGGCUUAGUGGGAAGCCGAUGGGCGCGGAGAAGCUUAUGGCGACGUGCGAGCAAAUAUACAAAAGCUUCAACCCGGCGCAAGUCACUUUGGAUACGCAUGUAGAUAACUGCAUCGCGGGCCUGCAAAUCUACAACAGUUUCGAUGAAAGCUUCAUCCGGCAAGUCAUCUACGGAGCAGUGCGCUACCGGCGCCUGCUAAGUGCCUUGAUGGACUCGUUCUAUCAUUAUAACGGCGGUGCCGCCUCCCGCGAGGACAUCGACAUGUACAAGCUGUACAGCUACCUCACCAUCUUCCGAUUGGAGGAGCUCACCUUCAGCAACUUCCAGCGCCUGGUUGAUGCCAUGACGCCGCAGAAGAUGUACGUGCUGCUCAAGUACCUGUUCGACCCCAAGUACAUGCGGGAGGUGGUGCGGGAGGACUGGCUCAAGCUGUACGACAAGGAGUUCGUUGACGACGCCAUCGAGCGGCUGCUGUCGUGGCAGUCGGAGAGCGCCUCCAUGCUGUCAAAGCUGGAGUACCGGGUCACGCUCAGCAGAAAAGUGGACGACGAGAAGGAGACGCUAGGCACCUCCUACGUGGCCCGGGCGCCCACCGUGCCGCAGCCCUUCAACCUCACGCUCGCCAAGCCCCGCCCGCUGCCCGUGGAGGACCCCCCGCCGCCGCCCAUCCGCGCCAAGCCCGCGCCCAAGCCGCGGGAGGGGCCCACACGGGAGGAGCUGGCGCUGCAGGCGGCCAAGGAGGCCAACCGGGCGCAGGCGGAGAAGGAUGCAAAGGCUGCCCCCUUCAAGCUGCGGGUGCUGGAGCGGCCCACCAACAUCGACAAGAUCCGGUCGGAGCUGGAGGAGGAGCGCACGCGGGAGCUGACGUUCAGGGGGAUACGCGCGGCGCCGGCGCCACCGCAGCCCAAUGCGCAGGUGAAGCUCAACGCGGCUGCCAUCCUGCGUGAGGACGCGCUGUACCGCCGCAAGCAGGCGGAGGAGGCGGAGGAGCUGAAGCGCUACGAGGCGGGGCUGCGCGACGCCAGCACCUUCAAGGCCUGGCAGACGGCCAUGCUGGAGCAGGACGAGGCGGAGCGGGCGGCGUCCAUCGAGCGGAGGAGGCAGGAGAUGGCGGCGACGCAGGAGAACGCCAUCCGCGCCCGGCAGGCCGCCGUGGAGGCCAACCAGGAGCUGGCUCGUGCCGCCAAGGAGGAGGCGAAGCGCAUCGAGGAGGACCUCAAGCGGGAGCGGGAGGAGCAGGCCAAGCAGAACGCGCAGCGCAGGGAUGCGGUGGUGGAGGCGCGGCAGAACGUGCAGGCUGCUGUUGAGAAGAUGUCCCAGGAGCGGCGGCUGGCUGCGGAGGAGGAGCGGCGCAAGCAGGCGGAGGACAGCCGCGCGCGUGCGGAGGCGGCGGCCAAGGAGAUGGCGGAGCGGCGCGACAUCAUCCUGCAGCUGCGCGCGCUGGAGAAGGUGCCCAAGCAGCGGGUCAAGGAGUUCGACCCCACGGAGACGGGGCCGGACUACGGACUGCUGGAGACCAUGAGCCUAGUGGAGCUGCGGGAGCGGCUGUCCGUGGCGAAGCGGCGGCAGAGAGAGGAGGAGGAGCGGCAGCGUGCCGAGAUCCUGCGUCAGAAGCAGGAGCGCGAGGCGGGGCUGCUGGAGAAGGCGGCCAACGUGCAGCGCAUCCGCCGGGUGGCGGCGGCGCAGGCGGCGGCGCGGAGAGCCAGCUCCGCGGAGACAUCGGAGCGGAAGAAAACCGAGGCCUCCAAGGCUCGCGAGGCGGACGUGUUGCAGCUGGCGGACAAGCUGGACGCCAAGCGGGCGGCUCUGGCGGCGGAGCGGGCGCGGCUGGCGGCCGAGCAGAAGCGCACGCGGUUCGAGCAGAUGCAGGCGGCGGCGGGGGCGGCAGUGGUGGAGGAAACCAAGUUCCGGGAGCUGCGGGCGGGCGCGCAGCGGGAGGCACGGGAGCGGCAGGACGGCAAGCUGGCCAGUGCGUCGCUGUACGAGCAGACCAAGGCGCGGGCGCAGAACGUACGGAUGAAGAACGUACGGCAGGAGCUGAAGGCCAAGGACGACUUCAUGCGCGCCUACGAUGAGAAGCUGGCGGCGCUGCGGCAGCAGGCCAGCGCCGACAGCGCCGUGGACCUGGCCCGCUGCAGCGAGGUGGUGACUGCGCAGCGCAGGUUCGAGGCGGGCAUCCGGGAGCGCAGCAUCGCGAAUGCGUACAAGCCGUUCCAGG
Astrephomene gubernaculifera is the source of this 2573-nucleotide messenger RNA. The record is from the annotation of a GenBank genome assembly. Lineage: Eukaryota; Viridiplantae; Chlorophyta; Chlorophyceae; Chlamydomonadales; Astrephomenaceae.